Messenger RNA from Salvia splendens (bonfire salvia), 1133 nucleotides. RefSeq names its product B3 domain-containing protein REM20. Lineage: Eukaryota; Viridiplantae; Streptophyta; Magnoliopsida; Lamiales; Lamiaceae. The record is from RefSeq and is a predicted model, not a curated record. The transcript is spliced from 4 exons. Gene Ontology annotation, molecular function: DNA binding. Bases 82 to 921 code for a protein of 279 amino acids.
CGGUUCGAAGUUUCUUUUUUUCAUCUUCCAUCUAAAAUUUUUCUUAUUUAAGGGUGUUUUUGGUGAAGUGGUCGAUUUUAGAUGGGGUCGUGUGGGGAUUCAAAAAUCGUUCAGAGACGGUCAUUACCAAAUAUUGUUCCCUCGGUCUUUGCCGACUUGAUUCAUGGAACUGAGCCGCAAGAUAUGGACCUGCGCGACAGUAAUAACAAUCUAUGGCACCUCAAAAUAGAAAAAUUUAUUGAUGGUUGGUAUUUCACAGACGGUUGGGUGAAAUUUGUAGAAGAUAACAUGAUUCAAAGGGGUGAUGUGUUAUUCUAUCAAUCCUCUUCUAAAGGUGUGCUCGAUUUCAAAGUUAUGAGUUCCUCUGGUAGUAAAGAUGUCAGAAUCGAACAUCUCAAUGUUAAGACCACGAAAUUGCCAACUGUAAAAGUGGAAGUAAAGACUGAGGGUGUUGAGGCUGGUGAUGACAUUGCCGAGAAGCCUCCUAAAAAACGAGACACGGAAAAGGUGGUGGAUGUUGGGGUGGCCGGUACUAGCACGUGCGGAGUGAGGAAGAAGAAGCAGGAUUUCUAUGGAGAGGAGAUUUUCAAACCCGGGGGUAUGCGGCCGCCCUUGAACCCUUUCUUCGUGGUGGAUGUGAGGGAAAGGAGAGCGAAUGAGAUGUACUUCCCGAAAGAUGUGAUAAGAAACCACAAGAUCCAACUCCCUUACACUUUGUUGCUCGUGGAUCCGAAAGGGAGGAGGUUCGAGACGAAGCGCAGACCGUGGAAGGAUGGUAGAGUGAACUAUUGUGGAGGGUGGAAAGCCAUCUACCGAGCGAAUAUGUUGAAUGUAGGUGACAAGCUCAUCUGCGAGUUCAUCGGCAAUGGCCGUGGCAGAGGUGAUGUGCACCUCAAGGUAAGUUUAUUCCUUGCAAUAUAGGUAGCAAAAGGUAGGGAUGGUGAAACAAAGGACAAAAAACUGUACAAAUUUUUAGUUUUUUUUUUUGUGAAGUAAGAUUGUGUGCUGUAAUAGAAUUUAUGCUCAAUAGUAAUUUGUUGUGAUACAGAAACUCAAAUGAUGGAUCAAAUGCUGCACCAAAAUGUUGUGCAAGUGCGCAUCUUAUUAAUUUUAAAUUGAAUUUUGGUGGCAAA